UAGAGUUGAAUAAAGUAGACAAAGUAAAAGAUGGGAAGAAAACUCUUAUGCCUUCUGGUAGCUUCAACUUUGAUAGCCUACUACAUCUACCAGCCUUUACCAGAGAAUGUGGAGGAGCCCUGGAAGCUGACCCUUUUAGAAGCUAGCAUUAGAAGCCUAAACCAUGCAGCCACAAUUGUGGAGAAGUUGGGUCUUGGACGCUAUAUAGAUGUUAUAAAUCUGUACAUGAUGACUGGAUAUACAGCACCUACAUCUGAUGAAAAAGUUAUUGUAACAGACACAGAAUUUAGCCAUAUUCCAGUACGUCUUUACAUUCCUACAAAGCAGUCAGAUGUCUUGAAAAGAGCAGUGAUUUUCAUCCAUGGAGGUGGAUGGUGUUCAGCAUCAGCAAGAAUGAAAGCCUAUGACCUCUUAUCAAGAUGGACAUCAGAAAGACUAAAUGCUGUUGUGGUGUCAGUCGAUUACAGACUAGCUCCAAAAUAUCGGUUCCCAGUUGCAUUUGAAGAUGUGUACUCAGUAUCAAAAUACUUUCUACAAAGCAGCAUUCUGGAGAAAUAUAAUGUAGACCCAAGCCGCAUCGCCAUUGCAGGAGACAGCGCAGGAGGUAACUUAGCUGCAGCUGUAACCCAGCAGAUUCUAGAUGACCCUGACAUCAAAACUAAAUUCAAGAUUCAAGCUUUAUUGUAUCCUGUUCUUCAGACUAUUGAUCUGGAAUUGCCAUCCUAUCAGGAUAAUAAAAACAUGCCAAUUCUGUCUAAAACAUUAAUGGUCAGAUUACUCAGUGAAUAUAUUACAUCAAAUGACUCUUUUUCCAAAGCUUUAGAGAGUAACCAACAUGUUCCUGCAGAGUUCAACCAUUUGUUUAAAUUUGUAAACUGGAGUAAGUGGCUACCUGAAAAAUUUAAAAAAGGCCACAUUUACACUGACCCAUCACAUAGAAAUUCCAAAACUGGACACAAAUAUCCAGGUUUACUGGAUCCAAGGCUGGCACCACUUUUAGUUGAGGACAUUAAGCUUUGGGGCUUACCACUUACAUAUGUCCUCACUUGUCAAUAUGAUGUCUUGAGGGAUGAUGGAAUCAUGUAUGUUUCCCGUCUUAGGGAAGCAGGAGUUGAGGUAACACACGAACAUGUUGACAAUUUUUUUCAUGGUGUUGUAUCAUUUAUUACAGGCCCUUUUGCCUUAAAUAUAGGACAAAGAAUGGCUAACAACUACAUUGAGUGGCUAAAUAAGAACCUGUGAAAACACACCUAUACCACCUGAAGAUGGUUGCUUUGGAUUCAUUUGGUUUUAUUCAAUUUAUAUUGUUUGUUUCAGGGACAUUAUCCUUUUGGUGAAUAACCAAAGUCUGCAGUUAUUAUACUUGAUAUAGAAUCUCUUGUUUCCUGCUGUUUGAAUAAGUAUGAGAAGCUUGGUAGAAUAUGUGGGGGAGUUGUAUAGCCAUUAAAUGAUUAAUAAUUUAAAAUGAAAAAUAAAGCUUCUUUUGACUAUUUCAUAUGUGAAUUUAUAGACUUGAAUCUUGAUGUUAUUCAGGAUUGUUUUAAAAGUCAUGAUUCAUUUCUAAACACUUUUGGUACCAGUGAAAUGUGUUCCAGUGAGUUUUCUUAGGUAACUUGUUCCUUUUGGCACGCAACCAGUAUGAAUAUCUGGCUGCAGACCAUUGUAAGUUCUUGAGUAGCAUUUAAUGAAUAAAACCUCUUGUUUUCUCUUGAUUGGAUAUUGCAUGAAUGGUGUCAAAGGAAAUGGGUGUGAUAGUGCCUAUAAAUUUAUCUUUGAUUCAA
Messenger RNA from Thamnophis elegans (Western terrestrial garter snake), 1781 nucleotides. RefSeq names its product arylacetamide deacetylase-like. Gene Ontology annotation, molecular function: carboxylic ester hydrolase activity. The record is from RefSeq and is a predicted model, not a curated record. Lineage: Eukaryota; Metazoa; Chordata; Lepidosauria; Squamata; Natricidae. The transcript is spliced from 5 exons. Gene Ontology annotation, cellular component: membrane. Bases 31 to 1242 code for a protein of 403 amino acids.